AUGAAUAGGCUUGGAGGUAACAAAACACUAAUGUUCACUUGCAGAGAUAAGAAGGAAACAAAUAUCGGGGGACCUAAUUAUGUGCGUCAUGUGAAAUUUAACGCAUUUGUUGGAAAUGAGAGAUUCGUAAAUGAUGUAUGUGGGAGUAGGAAGCCUAACGUAUAUGCUUUUGGCAAGCUCAAGACGACGGAGUAUAUGUACGCAAUAAUCCAACUAAUGUCCUUAAGUUAA
This is a messenger RNA of Eruca vesicaria subsp. sativa (arugula), 231 nucleotides long. The record is from the annotation of a GenBank genome assembly. Lineage: Eukaryota; Viridiplantae; Streptophyta; Magnoliopsida; Brassicales; Brassicaceae.